Molecule: messenger RNA, 1422 nt
Organism: Lobosporangium transversale
Lineage: Eukaryota; Fungi; Mortierellomycota; Mortierellomycetes; Mortierellales; Mortierellaceae
Product: Pre-mRNA splicing Prp18-interacting factor-domain-containing protein
Exons: 5
Coding region: 32-1339 (435 amino acids)
Biological process (GO): mRNA splicing, via spliceosome
Cellular component (GO): spliceosomal complex
Molecular function (GO): pre-mRNA 3'-splice site binding
Source: RefSeq, a predicted model, not a curated record
CAUUGUUGACAAUUUUAUUUUUAUAUUGACCAUGAGCGGAAAACUUAGCCGUGAAGAAUACAGGAAGCAAAAAGACUUGGAAGCAGCUCGAAAGGCAGGAACUGCUCCAGCUGCUAGAGAUGAGGAAGGACGAGAGAUUAACCCACAUAUCCCGCAGUAUAUCUCGGACGCACCAUGGUAUAUUAAUGAUGGCCAUACCUCAUUGAAGCAUCAGAGAGCACCAAAAAGAGAAAACGAACAUUCGGACGAGUGGUACCAACGAGGACAAAGAGCAGGACCUGCAGCGACAAAAUACAGGAAAGGAGCUUGUGAGAACUGUGGAGCCAUAACACACAAAACAAAAGAUUGUGUAGAGCGACCACGGAAAAAAGGAGCUCGAUGGACAGGCAAGAAUAUCAAGGAGGAUGAAAUUAUCCAAAAUGUCGAAAUGUCUUUUGAUGCAAAGCGAGAUCGAUGGAAUGGAUACGAUACAGCGGAACAUAAAAAGAUUUACGAUGAGUAUGAGAAAAUCGAGGAGGCGCGGAGGAAACUCAAGGAGAGUGAAUUGGAUAAACAGGAUGCAAAGGCGGCAGCCAUGGCCAGCAAAAUGGAAAACAAUGCAAAUGAAUUUGGAGAGAGUGACGAUGACGAUGAAGACGAGGAGAAAUAUGCAGACAAAUCAGAUAUGCCUGGACAAAAGGUCAAUGCCAAAACAAGGACAACUAUUCGUAACCUGAGAAUUCGUGAGGAUCGCGCCAAAUAUUUGUACAAUCUUGACCCCAACUCUGCCCAUUACGAUCCUAAGACCCGCUCCAUGCGUGAGAAUCCACUCAAAGAUCAGGAUCCUAGUACAUUAGUUUAUGCAGGAGAUAAUUUCCAACGAUACUCUGGAAACACAUCAGAUAUGGCGAACGUUCAAUUGUUUGCAUGGCAGGCCGCAGAAAAGGGAACCGAUGUUCAUUUACAAGCUAAUCCAACCCAGACCGAGUUUCUGCACAAGCAAUUUAAAGAGAAAAAAGCAAAACAACAGGAUACGAACAAGGAGAGUAUAUUGGCCAAAUAUGGUGGCGAGGAACAUCUGGAUGCACCUGCACGCGAAUUGUUAUUGGCACAGUCUGAGAAUUAUGUAGAGUAUUCAAGAGCAGGUCGGGUGCUUAAGGGUCUGGAACCAGCCAAAGUCAAGUCCAAAUAUCAAGAGGAUGUUUACAUCAACAACCAUACGACUGUUUGGGGCUCCUUCUGGGCGGAUGGCAAAUGGGGUUACAAGUGCUGCCGUUCGUUCCUCAAGAACUCUUAUUGCACGGGCCUUGCUGGCAUCGAGGCACAUGAAGAAAGUACAAAUGCUCUUUCUAAAUCGUAAUAUAUAUAAGUAUGUAUGUAUCAAUAUUAGUACUAUAAUAUCUCUUUUUACUUUUUUUACAAAGAUAUCAAUCCAUGUAACCU